Molecule: messenger RNA, 865 nt
Organism: Hippopotamus amphibius kiboko
Lineage: Eukaryota; Metazoa; Chordata; Mammalia; Artiodactyla; Hippopotamidae
Product: S-phase kinase-associated protein 1-like
Exons: 1
Coding region: 1-492 (163 amino acids)
Biological process (GO): SCF-dependent proteasomal ubiquitin-dependent protein catabolic process
Cellular component (GO): cytoplasm; nucleus
Molecular function (GO): cullin family protein binding
Source: RefSeq, a predicted model, not a curated record
AUGCCUUCAAUGAAGUUGCAGAGUUCUGAUGGAGAGAUAUUCGACGUUGAUGUUGAAAUUGCAAAACAAUCUGUGACUAUCAAGACCAUGUCGGAAGAUUUGGGAACGGAUGAUGAAGGAGAGGAUGAUCCAGUCCCCUUGCCAAAUGUUAAUGCAGCAAUAUUAAAAAAGGUCACUCAGUGGGGCACCCACCACGAGGAUGAUCCUCCUCCUCCUGAGGAUGAUGAGAACAAAGGAAAGCGAACAGAUGAUAUCCCUGUUUGGGAUCAAGAAUUCCUGAAAGUUGACCAAGGAACACUUUUCGAGCUUAUAUUGGCUGCAAACGACUUAGACAUCAAAGGUUUGCUUGAUGUUACCUGCAAGACGGUUGCCAAUAUGAUCAAGGGGAAAACUCCUGAGGAGAUUCGAAAGACAUUCAAUAUCAAAAAUGAUUUUACUGAAGAAGAGGAAGCCCAUGUAAGCAAAGAGAACCAGUGGUGUGAGGAGAAGUGAAAUGUUGUGUCUGACACUGUAACACUGUAAGGAUUGUUCCAAAUACUAGUUGCACUGCUUUGUUUAUAAUUGUUAAUAUUAGAAAAACAGUCAACAAAUGCAGCAGCAAAUCAGUUGUAUUAGCAGAAUGUUGUCCUCAUUGCAUGUGUAGUUUCAGUACAGAUUCCAAACUUAUGGCUCCAUUUCUUCUAGUAUGAUCAAAAGUUCUUUUUUCUUUGCUCUGAAUAAAAUUGAACUGUGGGUUCUCUAUAGAAAGUGGCAUUUUGGGCUUUCCCUCUUUUUGUAAAGCAAUUUCUGCCUAGUUUGCUGUCCAGUUAACUUUAGUGACUUUUAAAAGUUGGCACUGUAAAUAAAGCAACUUGCAAAAAAUUUU